CUGAGGAAUUCUUUUCAGAGCGGAUGUGUUGGGUAACAAUAGUCUAGAGUGUGUAUAGCGAUAGGACAUGGUGGGGGUACCCCUCGACCUCAUUUCUUGCUGGAUAUACCCGUCGCAGUAGCCGCCCUGAGCAAAAGGUGAGGACUGCUCAUUUUGUUGGUAGCAACGAGAAUCAGCAUCAGUACAGUUCCCACCAAAGGAGCCUCCGCAGGGAUGAGCGAAUAUCUUUCAGUGUUAUAGAUUCAAGCAUCAGAACACAUUUCAAGAUAAUUCAGCCAGCGGCUUAGCUAAGGUCAACACUGUCGGGGGCUAGUAGGGGGGCUGGAUACAGCGGGAGCGGAGUUCUAGUAUUUCUUGUUUUCUUUGUUUUCCGAACUUCCAGUGGGGGCGACGAUUUUUACCAGGGGGGGAUGCUCAGGGUCACCCCCCGCUACACCUCUGAAUUCAACCCGAGGGAGAAACGAAAACAUUGAUGUUGCAUUGGAUCUUGACCCACAUCGAUGAGACAAACUGCACAAUUUGGCUCGGGUUAAUCAUUGCAGCAGAUAUACUCGAGACACCAGGGAAAGAUACCCUAUUCAGAUUUUUUAACGUAAGAUACACUGAUUAAUUUAUUCAGCCAAUGAUCAUAAAGAAAAAAUCACUUAAUGAAUUCUAAAAUACGCUAUAAUUACACAAUCACAACAAUACUUCAAAAAACCAUUUAGAUUACAAAUAUACAUACUUUACAAUUACAAUAAUAAUACAAGUACACUUUAACCAGUUUAAUUAAAACCCAUGCAACCAGGGGAGGAACUAUUGAAACCGAACUGUUAAUUUAUAAAUACAUAUUUUAUACAUUAAAAUAUUUCCUUGUUAAAACCCGCAAUCUGAUCUAUGAAACUGCAACGGUUAGUUCCAGCCCCUACUGAUCUCAGCCUUCUUUUUGGAAGCAUCAUAUAAAAGACUUCUUUAAUUGAGUGAUGCAUUUCCUGAACAAUGUUUUGGGUCCACUUCCUCAUUCUCUUACUGUUGUCUGCAUAAACUCCGAUCAUGCGCAAUGCAUAUUUAGCUAUACGCAGUUGAGUUGUUAUCGAUUUCACUCUCAGGUGGUUACACACAUGUUCGGUAUAUUUUUCUUGUACAGUGUUGGCAUUUUUGAUUUUUUUUUUCGCCCCAGCCGAAGCUGUCACAACGUUACUUUUAUUCCAACCAGAUGGUCAGAAUUUGAACCAAAAAUAUCAUUUAUGUGGACGUGUAUGCGCAAUACAUACAGCGCUGACGCGUGUAUAUCCAUGGAUACAUGCAUGCUUCCACGAAAUUUUAUUUCAGUUCGUCAAACAUUUUUUUUUUCAGUUCGGGUUUAAUUUAUAAGGGUUUGUCGAAAAGGCUUCUUAUUUAAGUCUACGUUUUGGGAAAUUACGGGUGAUAUCUGUAACAGAAAUCAAGAUGUGGGACGGUUAACUUCCCUUUCUUUGUUCUCUAAAACAGAAGAGCCUAGAAAUAAUAAAACAUAAAAUAAAAGUACAAACACCAAACACGCGGAACCCAACCAAACCAGAUCAAACCAUAACCCUUCUUUCUCUCCAAUGCGUUGAAUCCUGAAUCCAUUGAACUUGCCGAGACGCAACCAUUAAUUCACUGCACUCCGGACGAGCAUAAGGCACAAGUUAUUGCCUAUAGGGCUGAUCCGUCUUCGUCGUUGCUAAGUAGCCAAGAAUCGUCGCGUUUCCUCUUCAGAGACAGCAACUGAGCGGGUCCGUUGGCUAGUUGGUAUUUCCGUCGUUGUUUCAUCAGCUCAUGUGACUCGGAGGUACUCCCCCCAAAUGCUGGCGAGGCCUGUACAUAUAUCCUCCAUUCAUGAAAUAACUCACUCUUCUUGCUUAAUCACUCUAUACCGAGAACAUCACCCCAAGAUUUUAGAGUGGGGUGUUGAAGUUCAAAGAUAAGCGUGGCAACAGAUACAAGUAUAAAUAUCAAUGGCUCAUCAUCCAGAAACAUCAUGAUGCUUCAAUUCUGUUCUGUUGUUGUAUGGAUGCUAAAUAGCGAACCAGAAUGGGAGGUAUCUAGGUAACGAGAGACAGGGGUGUGGGAGGCACUUUGUGUCAUCUGAAACCCUCGUGCCAUCCCGGCUGGCUUGAGGCUCUCUGGAAGCUGCGUGUGAAUCUGAGUGCCUUUUCCUUUCUGAGUUAGUGCACUGAAUGAGUCUAUUAUAAUCUCUAAGGCAUGUCGUUGCCUUGUUGGUGAUUUUUUCCUUUUUUUCCCAGUUGAUCAUUUAAGGAUUUUAGUUUCCUUCCGUGGUUUCCCCUUCAGUAAAAAGUUCUGUAUUAUACGCUGAAAAUAUUCUUAGAAGUUUUUUUAGUUGGGGAACGUGUCUUCAGCCUGGCGCUGCCCCAGCAACCAGUAAAGUCUACGUAUCUACCACCGAAUCUUUCCCAAUCACGUCACGGUCAUCAAGAUUAGACGCAUGCGCGGACGAUCGAUAUUGCGCAUAAUAAUUACCGUGCAUGACAACUUGCAUCCAGGGUAGAGAACACUUGUCUCAGCUGGUUCAGAAGUACACGUAAACGCAUAGGUCUACGGUACUGGCGUAAGAGACCAGGAAGUUUGUCUCUUUUGUAAAGUUCUGUAUUGAAGACUUGGGGUAUGCAAGUUCAACUUCACACAGUUUUGUUCAUUUGUCUGUCUUCGGCUUUCACCGCGUCGGACGCGGAUGCUGCCGCUGAGGACACGUGUAUUUCUCCGGCGACAAAUGACACCAAACCACGCGUCGGUCACGACGUGCCUCCUCUUCCCAACCGGACUCCGAUCUACGUCGGCGGUAUGUUCCCCAUUGAAAAUAACCAGCUCUUCGGCCUUGUGAAUGACUCCGUUCUCGCUGCAGUCCAACACAUCAAUGACCUAGAUGGCAUACUUGACGGGUACGAACUCAAAAUGACGUGGAACUGGACAGAGGGUCUCCCUAACCGAGCCCUGCGACUGUUGUAUGACUUCGUCUACGUCGACCCGCCUGUCCUGAUGGUCUGGGGACCGAUGUUUUCGCGCGUGGCUGUCAUCGUCAAUGAGGUUGCGGCAGAGUAUAACAUCAUACAGGUCACGUUGGCCAAUUCGCCCACCUUGCCCAACCAGACCCGGUUCCCACUCACCGUUCGCUGCGGCCUGCUGGAGGACGAGCUCAACCAGCCCCGCCUCGCUCUCAUGAAGAAAAUGGGCUGGACCCGGGCAGCCAUUGUCUUCGAAGACAUUGAGUACUUCCGCUCGAACUCGAAAGACUUGGCACAGACGCUAGAGGACGGAGGCGUAACUGUAUUGACGGUUGAAGCUAUCAAUGACAAGAACAAACACCGUGCACAGAUCAUCAAUUUGAUGAACCACGAUGCGAGAAUCAUAUUUGCCAGCUUCUAUGAGGCCCCAGCAUCCAGGUUCUUCUGCGAGGUAUACCGGCUGAAGGCCUACGGUCCGCACAUUAUCUGGAUCCUGAAUGGUUGGAUCAAUGACGGAUGGUGGCGCUAUACGUCCACCAACAACUCUACCUGCUCGUCAGAGGAACUGGAAGAGGUUCUUCGAUACCACCUCGCGGUCCACGGGUUUUAUGAAGGGGCUGAUGUCGACAUGAUCAAUUUCGGAGGAAUUAAACCCACACAGGAACAGAAGGCCUACAUGAAAACAUUGGUCACCGCGGACCUGAGCGUGCAGGACGUCCUGUCCCAGUCCUACGACGGCAUGAUCGUGAUGGCCCUUGCCCUGAACGCAUCCGUCCCCGAGCUAGCCCUGCUGAACCCGCCCCGUCGGCUGGAGGACUUCUACUACGGCGACACGGAGAUGAGAAAGGUCUUCAUGCGAGCAGUAACUAGGGUGCAGUUCUAUGGCGCCACGAGUAAUUUUUCACUGGAUGGAAACGCCGCGAGGACUGGGGAGUCUCUACGUGUCGUCGUCAAACAGUUCCAGAACACAGAAGACGAUCCCAUGAGGUGUAUAUUGCUGCUCGAACAGCCGGGUUGCGACACGCACUUCACCCGCAUCGCCAACAACUCGUUCGUGUGGUCAGGGGAGGUCCCACCCGUUGAUGGUAAAACGUUUCAAGAACAAGUCGUCAUGACAUCACUGAGUCUGCGCAUUGCCGUUGUUGUGGUCGGCACUGUAGGAGUCGUUAUAGCAGUGUAUUUCCUCUAUAUCAACGUGCGAUAUCGCAAUAGGAGGGCGAUAAAAAUAUCUAGUCCCAAGAUCAACAACCUCACGGCGACGGGAGGGCUUCUACUCUAUGGCUUCGUCUUCGUCAACAGUAUUGAAUCUCCAGAUUUUUCGGAUUCGACGCUGAUUGUUUUGUGUCACCUUUCCACCUUCCUCUUCUGCGCGGGCUUCUCCCUGGGGUUUGGAGCGCUCUUCAUGAAGACAUUCCGCAUCCAUCGUAUCUUCACUAAGGCCGUCACCCAACUCAAGAAAGUGGAACUUCCAGAUAGACGGCUAAUCAUGGGAGCUUGUAUACCUGUUGCAGUAGACAUCAUCAUUAUAGUUUUUCGCUUCGCUGUGGAUGACGUCACAGUCAUGACGGCGUCCAAAGACCCAGAGGAGGAUACUGCACAACUGGAGAGGGAAAUAUUUAUCAUUCCCUUCCGUAAAUUUUGCUGGUCUGAGAACGAGUUGUACUUCUUGGGAGUAUUGUACGCUGCCAAAGCAAUCUUGCUGGCCUUCGGCAUCUUCUUGGCCUGGGAAACCAGACUGAUCACUGUGGCUGAGCUCAACGACAGUAAAUAUCUCGGGAUGUCCGUGUACGUCGUUGCGCUGACGGUCACCAUCACAGUUCCUGUGGCGAUCUUGAAGCAAGACGAUGUCAACUUCCAUUACGCCAUCGUGAGCUAUGCUGUCAUCUUUGCUAACACGACUGUUUUGUGUCUGGUGUUUUUGCCAAAGGUGAUUCUAUUUUUGCGCACGGAGGACAGGGACUUGUCCAUCACCUUGAUGAAAGCAUCCAAGUUUUCAGGAAGCACUCUCCGAUCACUCCGCCAAUCCGAUUCGCGAACGGACAGGCUUGCCACCGCACUACAGAAUAAACUGCAGCAACUGGACGCUUUAAAGCAAGAUUUGUGCUCUAUGAUGAACGAGGAGGAGCCGAGGACUGUAAACACAGACGAAACGACGGGAUGAGGAUUCAAACCUUUUGCAUUGUUGUAACCGACCGUUAAUCUUAAUUCAGCCUUGUAGGAAAACGAAAGUAAGUUUAAGAAUAAAUUUCGGAGCUUGAGGAUUCUCCUGAUGUGGCAAGAGUGAGACCCACGGGACAUGUCGGGCGUCGGUAUCGACCUCUUUGGCAGGUGCAUUCCUAAGAAAUGUCUCCUUCCGGGGGUCGGCUUCUAGCUCCUUCUCUUAUUUUCGUGAUCAGCAGUAACUCAUUUUCGUUAUCCAUUAUGGAAAUGCCACAGCGACGGUUUUAAUGAGAUUAUCAAAGAAGACUCCCUGGCCUGGUGCCGAGCUCCCUUAUUUUUGGGUCACAAUCCUCGCAAAACCUCGCUGGACCCCGCCACCUCUCACUGUUGGGUCUCCUUGCGCGGUCUGCGCUCCAGCUCGAGAUGACAACGUUGAUCAGGGAUACGGGUACCUGGGGAGGUGUGGUGUGUUAAAUAGCAUACAUUUUCAAAAGAGAUGUCAGAGUUAAAGUCCAUUAUGAACUGAUUUAACCUUCUGUCAUUUUACGUUAGGAGUAAAACCAAAUAAAAUGGCCUUCCCAAACUGGCGUCAUUCACAUAAUAUGCGGAAGGGUUCUAGCCAGAUUUCCAGACGCGGGCCAUAUUCACACGCGUGCAUCCAAAAAUGCCAAGGAGAAGCAAAUAAAGAGAGCAUUUAAUG
Molecule: messenger RNA, 5823 nt
Organism: Acanthaster planci (crown-of-thorns starfish)
Lineage: Eukaryota; Metazoa; Echinodermata; Asteroidea; Valvatida; Acanthasteridae
Product: gamma-aminobutyric acid type B receptor subunit 2-like
Biological process (GO): G protein-coupled receptor signaling pathway; gamma-aminobutyric acid signaling pathway
Cellular component (GO): membrane; G protein-coupled receptor heterodimeric complex
Molecular function (GO): G protein-coupled GABA receptor activity
Source: RefSeq, a predicted model, not a curated record